This is a messenger RNA of Pseudo-nitzschia multistriata, 2559 nucleotides long. Lineage: Eukaryota; Bacillariophyta; Bacillariophyceae; Bacillariales; Bacillariaceae. The record is from the annotation of a GenBank genome assembly.
GAUCGCCAUGUUUUGCAAUUCUAGUAGUGUUAUGGUUUGAUAUGGCCUUCCCUAUCGCAUUGGUCUUCGCAAGCAUCAGCCAUCUUAUGGUUGUUACUAAUUCAUUGCGUUCGAUAAGCCAUUGCAAUUGUAUCUCGAUAACGACUGUCUUUUGAAUUUCAUUACUCGGCGCAUACGUGUUAUGGGAAAUGGUUUCCCUUAUCACCCACAUCCGAAUCAAAGGUGAAAAUUAAUGUUACAGUACAACGAGGUAUGGAACACGGCAGGCCGCAAUGCAUCGACGAAAUGAAAAGAAAGUCACGGAUCUUGACGAAAGGUAAACCUAUCAUUAGACGCAAUUAGUUGGUCGCAUCUUUCGGUUUUCUGUAUCAAUAUUGUUACAUCUCCCAGAAUGGGCGGAGAACAAUGAUCAGAAUGCUCACGUUGUCUCGACUCCGACGAACACGAAUAGCCUGAUCACUUAAAAUUCUCGCCACUUCUGCCGGUUCGCCUCUAUGCGCUAUCAGCUCUUGUCUCGCCAGAGCGAUGGCAUCUUGUGAUCGGAAGACAUCAAAAAGACCGUCACAAGCCAAAAGAAGAAAUUCAUCAUUAUGACUCAUCACCAGUGAUGCAAUUUCUGGCUCAGCACUUACAAGCGGUGCGGUGAGGUCUUUGGCUUCUGAGUUCUCGUUAAGUCCUCGGGCAAUCUCGUCCGCUUCAUCUUCUAGCAUCGCCUUAAUGCCCAUUUUGAAAGAUUUGUCUCCGAAGGCUCGGGUGAUUGCUAGCUCGCCCAUAACUCGUUUGUGCAAAAUAAAUCCACCCGCUGCUCGAACUCGGGCGGCUUCGUCUGGCCUACUUGGUUUGUGAUCACUGGUAAGUUCGACGCAUUGCCCACCCACACGGCACAGUACUACUCGACUGUCUCCGACGUUGGCAGCAAAUAACCGUCUGCCCAUGACAAUUAGAGUAGCUGCGGUGGAGCCACUCUGAGGAGCAUUUUUAGGAGUAAUAAAAUCUUUGUCCGUCUUUAGAUAAGCCUUCUUCAGUAUUUUCCGCAUUAAUUCCGAUGCAGCAUCUUCCGUCGCUUGUUCUGGUCGUGCCAUUGAUCGACUACUUUCAAUCGCAGCACUCAAUGCACUUCGUUCUGCGUACAUGUGUUCUCGAAUUUGAUGGGGUAGAGUUUCGACUAGGUAGUUCGAACAUUCGUCACCACCAUGACCAUCGAAUACUGCCGCAAAGGUUGUCAUUGCUAGUUCUUGCAAUGUAUCUUUUGGUUCAUUCUUGUGAUAACCGUGCUGAGGCUCGUAUAGUAAACUCUGGACAACAAUAGUUCGAUCUUCCAUCGUGGGGCGGGCGCCAAUAGCUUCAGAGAUUCCAUAGUCAAAUCGAUUCAAUGAAAAUCCUGUUCUACCAACAAUGAAUUCGUCUCCGAUCGCCAAAGACCCCAUUCCCCUGUAACCAUAUGGACCCACGAGUCUCAUAUACGUACCGUUCUGAUGUAAACGGCAAAUUAUCGAGCAAACCGACAUGCAACGUUAGUGCACAAUGUCACCAAAAAUGAAAUCUCUAAAAUUCAAAAGUACAGAGUUUGAACUUUCAGCCCAGCAACAGAAGUGAAAAACUUACAGUACUUUCCAAGUCUACCAAAACGAAACUACCGAUGCCAUUCAGCCGUGCCCCUCUCGCAUUCCGAUUUGGUAAAUAGACAAUUGCACCGUGUUUUCGGCUCAGUUCUCUGUCCAUGAUACAUAAAUCUGCCUCAUGGGCCCGACCAAAGACGAAGGGACACCUGGAUGCGUGAAUAUCGAUGAGUCUCCCCCUCAUUGGUCCUUUCGAGCAGUGAAUCGUGAUCUUUUGUUUUCCUUCGUUGACAUCUUCUACGUUAAACACAGAGUUUCCGGCCGCAAAGGAGGCGCCCUUGCACAAUAUCCAACGAUCGGCAUCUAAGGAUAAAAUCUGCGCCUCUCGGGUUGGACCAUCGGGGCCAUUUUUUCCGCUAAAUACCUUCGCUUUUCCUACCCUCACUGCAGCAUCGCCCCUGUCUCCUCGAAUGUGCCAUCCGGUCGUCAUUCCUGCUCGAAGGGCAUAUCCAGCAGCUUGUUCACCAUCAAAGUCAGACAAGCGGGCAAGGAUACCUGCAGAGGGUCCGGUCAUACUAUCAUCCAUACGUCUACAGAUAUCGUCCGCAUUGUUCGAAGAUGGAGGUCCAUUUCCUAUGGUAGUCUGCCUUCCGUAUAGGGUCCAAAAUGCCGUGCCGGGUUCCGGUUUACCCUCAUCCUCAUCUUCGGAGGUUGUAAAUUUGAGACAGACUCGGAAGAGCGAUCUCGUGUAUACUUCUCGGCUGUUAGCAAACUGCCUUCCUCCUCUAGACCAGCCUUCGUUUUCUCCUGAUCCCCCGGCACUGGCGGAUGUUGUUGAAGCAUGAUGGUUUGUCGCCAGGGCGUUUAAAUUUCUGUUGCUCGAGUCAGCAUUCGUUGUUGCCAUGUUGAGUUAAUAUGCUCGUUCUACUGUGCUUAAAUUGUUGUUGUUGCUUUGGUUCCUGUCCAACCAAACGAGUCCCAAUCAAUACACUGCUGCCUU